Molecule: messenger RNA, 213 nt
Organism: Neoarthrinium moseri
Lineage: Eukaryota; Fungi; Ascomycota; Sordariomycetes; Amphisphaeriales; Apiosporaceae
Exons: 2
Coding region: 1-213 (70 amino acids)
Biological process (GO): protein targeting; post-translational protein targeting to membrane, translocation
Cellular component (GO): membrane; Ssh1 translocon complex
Molecular function (GO): transmembrane protein transporter activity
Source: RefSeq, a predicted model, not a curated record
AUGUCCGACCAAGUGCAAGAGAUCCUCGACCUGCCCAAGGACUUUGUCCGCGAGGGCACUCUGUUCAUGAACCGCUGCACCAAGCCCGACUCCAAGGAGUUUGUCAAGAUCUGCCAGGCCGUCGGCGUCGGUUUCCUGAUCAUGGGUGCCGUUGGCUACAUUGUCAAGUUGAUCCACAUACCCGUCAACAACAUCCUCGUUGGUGGCGCAUAG